GCCGUGCCCCGCCGGGGCUGCCGGCCACCGGGCCCCCCGCACAGCCCCGGGCACCCCCCGAGGGUUCCCCCCAGUCCUCGCCGCGGGGGUGCCGGUGCCCGGAGCAGGUGCUGUGCUCCCGGAGGGAGGUGACAGCGCGGGCCGGGAGCUGUCAGACAGGUUUGUGCGUGGCAGCAAUUAUCGGCGGGUGUUUGUUUACCCGCCGUGUGGAGCUGAGAACCAGGGCAGCUUCCUGGGUGUAGCCCUCCACCGGCCUCGCUGGCGGUGGCGGCGGGGGGCUCCGCGGCCUCGCGCCAAGCCCCGGCGUCACGGCGAGCCUCUGCCGGAGGCUGGAGGUCCCGGAGGCUCCCCACGGCACCGGGGGCCGCGUGGCUUGGCCGGGGGCCGCGUUGCCCUUCCCCGGUCCGUGGGGAGCAGGCGGUGAGGCCGAAGACGUGCCGGCGGCCUUCCGGCCCCGCGGGGCGCAGGGAGGCCCGGCCACCUGCGCAGGAAGCUGCAUUGUCCUCGCGGCCUCCUUCCCCUUCCUCCCGCCUCUGUCCUGCAGCCGCGUCCGGCCUUGCUGGGCUUGGGGCCGCAGGGAGGGAGCGCGGGAGGGAGCCCUGACCCGAACGGCGGAGGAGUUGGUGCCGAGCAGAAGCGUCGCCGUGGGGCGGGAGACGCGUGUGCUCCGUGGGGAGGCCGAGCCGAGCGGCCAAACGGGGCUGCGGCCUCCUCGGGGUCAUCUUAGGGGGUGGCUGGAGGCUGUCCCCAGCCCCGCCGCCGUGUCCCCGGCGGGAUGGGAUGGACUUACGGGCUCGGCAGCUCCGAGCUCGGUGCCAGGCCCCGUGCUGGUCCCGGGCUUUUCUCUAAUUCUCCAUGGCAGCAGCACAGGGCCCUGUGACCUGUGAGCCCGACACCCGCGUCCUCGGCACCUACCUCUCCUCUGUGCCCGUCAGCAGCAUGGGCAGCGUGGGCAGCCUGGUGGAGAAGCAGGACCUGUCCCCCCUGGAGCUGCGGGCCCCGCUGGGGGGCUCGCGGGGGCUUCGGCAGCCCGACGGCUUGCUCCGCAAGGGGCCAAGCCAGCGGGAGCUCUUCGGCUACCUGCACGGGGCCAAAAAGGAGACGCGGUCCGAGCGGAAGCACCAGACUUCGGGCGCCUGCUACAAGCGGGACUACGAGAGCGACCGUGAGAACCGGUCCCCCGAGCGCUGCUCCCGGGAGCAUCACCGUGGGUCCGACUUCUCCAAGAGCUCGCUGCCUGAGCGGGGCCGCUUCGACAAGUGCCGCAUCAGGCCCUCGGCCUUCAAGGCAGUGGCCGGGAAGGGGCUGGUCUCCAUGCAGGGCCUCUCCUCGUCCAAGGGGCAGAAGCUGUCCAAGAGCAACGGGAGCCUGCACACGCUGCUGUCGCAGAGCAGCACGGCGCCCUCGCAGCACGGCCCGCUCCGCACCCACCUGCUCCACGCCAUCAGCCUGGAUGAGGCAUCUGACUCCAGCCACAACUCCAUCCAGAGCUUCCCCUCCUAUGGCUCCCGCCUCAAGCCUGCCCAGAGCCAGUUCAGCGCCUCUAUGGGCCACAUCAACCACAUCGGGGGGUCCCUGGAUAGGGUGUCCCGGAGCCCCAGGGACCCCCUGGCUCCCGAAAAGGCCCCCCUGUCUUGCAAAAGCAUGGCCACGCUGAGCCGGCUGCAGAGCCCCGGGGAGCCCCCGCCGCCCUACGAGUUCACCUACUCCCUGGAAGACGCGGUGAAGCAGCUGGAGGAUCGGCUGCAGGAGAGCGGGGGAGAGCUGCGGCAGCUCAAGAGGAGCCUCAGCGAGACCGAGGACCCCUUCACGCAGGUGUUUGAGGACAAGCAGCGGCUGUGGCUGGAUGAGCUGGAGGAUCUGAAGCAGAUGUACAUGGCCAGGCUGCAGCAGGUGACGCAGCAGGCGCAGCGCGGCCAGCGGGCGCUGCAGCUGCAGCUCUACAAGGCGCAGCAGGAGAAGAAGCGGCUGCAGGAGGAGCUGAACAUGCAGCAGUGUCAGUGCGAGGAGGCCAAGCUCCGGCAGUCCCAGGGCGAGCGCGUCAGCCCCAAGCUGGAGGAGACCAAGUGGGAGGUGUGUCAGAAGGCAGCCGAAAUCUCCCUGCUGAAGCAGCAGCUCCGGGACACCCAGGAGGAGAUGGCUCAGAAGCUGGGCGAGAUCUUCAGCCUGAAGACGCAGCUGCGAGAGGCCAAGGCUGAGGUCCAGGCCCGGGACUCGCAGCUGGCGCAGCUGGCGGACUCCUUCCAGAGCCCCCCGGAACCCGGCGCCUCGCUGCCGCUGGGCGACGACCCCAUGCCAGCGUGCCAGGACUUCCCUGGCUGUGAAACCGAUGACUCCAAGUGCCGGGGCCUCCACAGCGACUCCGCGGAGCCCCUGGAGCGGCAGGUGGAGUGGCUGUGGGCCGAGCUGCUGCGGGAGCGGCGCCAGGGCCAGCUGCAGGCCGUGAACUUUGAGCUGGAGAGGAAAACCUGGCAGGAGGAGAAGGAGAAGGUGCUGCGGUACCAGCGGGAGCUCCAGGCCAGCUACAUGGAGAUGUACCACCGGAGCCAGGCCCUGGAGCGCGAGCUGCGGCAGCUGCGCUCGGAGCCCAGGGACGUCGGGGCCGACUCGCCGUGGAUCGAGCGAGUGGAAUCCUCCAAGAUCUGAGCGGCAGGACGCCUGCGGGACUGUGAAGGGGGAAGGUCUCUUGCUGCUGCAAUGGGAUGAGCUCAGGGUCACGAGGCCCAGCUGCUCGGCCCUGUGCUGGGGGAAAGGACCGAAGGCCACAAGGGAACUUUUCCUUCUUGCAGCACUUCAGGCCCGUGGGGGGGGGUGGUCUCUGGAGAGGGGACCGUCCGUGCCAGGGCAGGGGUCUUGCAUGUGCCCCGUGCUCUGCCUCCAGGUGCACUUGCCCUGCGAUCCCUUCAGUCGUGGGGCAGAGACCAAAAGCCCUGUGAGACAUUCCCCAUCCCUCCUGCUCUGCCUCCCCUUUUCCCCUCAC
Oxyura jamaicensis (ruddy duck) is the source of this 2980-nucleotide messenger RNA. RefSeq names its product NEDD4 binding protein 3 (gene N4BP3). NCBI's taxonomy places the organism in Eukaryota, Metazoa, Chordata, Aves, Anseriformes, Anatidae. The record is from RefSeq and is a predicted model, not a curated record. Gene Ontology annotation, cellular component: cytoplasmic vesicle.